UGAUUUAGUUAUUAAAAUGGCGGCGCCCAUGGAACGAAUAAUUCUUCAAAGCGAUUUUGACCAAGUUUUAAGGGAUCGAGAAGAAAAGGCUUGGGUGAGCUACAGAUGCUCUGGGAAAGACACUGUUCAUGGACAGCUGGAGUCACAAGGAGUGUCUGCAGAUGGUGUACCAUAUGUCCUGUCCUCAGAAGGUUUUCAUGUUUUAAAGGUUUCACAGAGAACUAUAGAGCUCAGUUAUACAAAUGAAGUCUCACGUUGUAGUCGACAGUUUGUGGCACCCACCACUACGUACAAAGAAAUACACAGUGAUCGUAAAUCUGUACACAGUUUAGAUGUUACACCAGGAGGUCUGGGUGUGUCAAGUGACUCGGAGGGAAAACUGAAAGUAUGGGAAACACAAACAGGUGAUGUCAGGAGAAAUCUCGAAGGUCACUAUGGAGACGUAUAUACUUGUAGAUUCUUCCCAUCAGGCAUUGUAAUAUUGAGUGGUGGUGCGGACAUGCAGUUGAAAAUAUGGUCUGCUGAGACAGGGAAGUGUGCAGCAACCCUGAGGGGUCAUCUUGCAGGUAUUCUGGACACAGCAAUAAUUGACAGAGGUAAAAACAUUAUGUCAUGUGGACGAGACGGUACAGCUAGACUGUGGGAUUGUGGGACACAGACCUGUUUGGGCACAAUCGAGUGUGGUGGUGGUAAUGUGAACUGUUGUUCCCUACAGAAUACCGGUUCUAACAUAGACCUGGGAACAGCGACACAUACACCAAAUGAGAAGGAGGUUGGGACGGAAGGUAAACUUUUACUACUUGGAUGCGAGAACGGAUCAUUACAGGGUUUUGGUUUACACAGUAGGACAAAGGUAUUUGACCUAGAUUGUCAUGGUGAUGUGAUGAGCUGUUGUUUUCUGUCAGAUACCUGUGUUGCCUGUGGGACACAAGAUGGUUAUAUAACAGUUUCAGAUAUCAGAAAUAUAAGAGUUCCGUUGAAGGAAUGGAAAGAAAGUCGUAAUGCUGUAUUAUCUAUGUUACCCUACAAGGGAGGAUUUUACACAAGUACAGGAGAUGGAUCAUGUUUUUACGUGAACCAGAAUCAUGAGACUCUUGUGGAGCUUACAGGGUCAGAUUGUGAUCCCUUGUAUAAAACUGUGUCAGAUGGACAAUAUGUGUACACUGCGUGUAGAGACAGUCAGAUCAGAAAAUACAGUAUAGCAGAUAUGCAGUUAUAAUAAAAGUGGACAUUCAAUUAUAACUUAGCUGUCUUACACGAGUUAAAGCAUCACUGGCAUUUGGUUAAAGUAUAACUGAUAUGCAGAUAUAAUGUUAUAGCAUUACUGAUAUGCUUGUCAAGCAUAUCUGAUAUUUACAGCAUAGUUAACAUUUAGCUAUAGCAUUAACAUUUAGCUAUAGCAUAACUCACAGGCUGUUACAGCAUAAUUUACAUUUAGUUAUAGCAUGAUAGUUGAAGUUAUGCGUUAGUUGCUUGCAGGAAUUAUGCAAUAACAAACUUUCAGUUUAUAGCAUAAGGGACAUUGAAUUAUUGCAUAGCAGACAUUCAGUAAGAGUAUAACUGACGAGCAUUUAUAGGAUGAAUAAUAGUGAGGUUAUAGCAUUUUAUCAGCAUUUAGUUUUAGCAUAACUGACAUUCAGUUUACAGCAUGACGGACAUUCAGGUUAUAGCAUAAUAGAUAUUCAGUUUUAUUAUACCUCAAGUAAAACACCUAAUGCAAAGUCCCCAUCUCUCAAAAUGUACUAAUUUUAAUGUCUCUCAUGCGGAUACCCAUUUUCAAAUAAUCCCCGGGUAAUGAUUUUAAUAACACCUGCGCAGAGGUGUCCUUUGCGCAUCGCACUCAGUGGAUGGUAUUUCAACCAGUUUUAGUGGAUUACAUUUAGACUUUUCAUAAUCCGUGUUGCUAUUAAUAUUUCUCUUGUUUUGGUUGCUUCGGUAUAAUAAAAUAAAUAACACAUGGCAGUGAGAGUGUUAUUGAUAUUGUCAGUCCUCAAAAUGUAUUAACACCCAAGCCGAUAAUACAUUUUUCGGGUUGACAAUAUCAAUAACACCCUCACUGCCACAUGUUAUUAAUGUAAUAGCAUAACUGAUAUGCAGUUAUAGAAACUAGUCCAAGAAAAUAUUUUAGCAUAAAAACUAAAGUUAAUGCUGCUUACAAUUAUGGCACGACUGACAUUCAGCAAUAGUGUAACUGACAUUCAGUUACACAGUCAGCGAGAUGUUUUACAUAAUAACGGACAUGCAGUUGUAGCAUUAAAGGUGUCACACAGUUACAGAAUAUUUGAAAAUAUAAUUAUAGAACUACUUUAGUUUUUAUUUAUAUGCCUAUUAUUGCACAGUUGUAUACAGACAUUUGUCAGAUGUCUUGUCAACGGCAUUUGAAAUAUAUAAUUUAAGACAUAUACAGCUGUUAUAUGGGACCAGAAUUGCAACAGGACAAAAAAUGCAAGUAAUAUGGGCAAAAUGUUAACAGUCCUAGGAGCACAGAUCUGGGAAUCAUGACGUCCCGAGUUCAAUCCCUGGGCGGGGUGUAUGUUCUCCGUGACGAUUUGAUGGAAGACAUUGUGCCUGAAAUCAUUCAUUCUCCAACUCUGAUUCAUGUGGAGAAGUUGGCAUUACUUGCGGGGAACAGGUUUGUACUGGUACAGAAUCCAGGAACACUGGUUAGGUUAACUGCCCGCUGUUACAUAACUGAAAUACUGUUGAAAAACCAAAAACAAACAAUUGAACUUGGUGAAUGUAGAACAAGUCUCGGCUCUCUUGAAUUGUUCUAUUGUUUAGUAGUCGCACAAAAUACCCACUUCAUUAUUUCAUUGAAAAAUGCAUAUAGUUGGAAAGAAAACGUCAUCUAAAGUGAAGUUCUAAUAACUCCGAUUCUAUAGAACUACACAUUAUUUGUAUGUAGUAUGUUGUGUGAUAUUUUUCUGCAUGUGUAAUAAUUUGGAAGAAUUUUCUGCUGUUCUUGAAAUACAUAAGUUAAAUAUAAUGUUGAUAAUAAAUUAUUGAACUGUAAA
Messenger RNA from Mercenaria mercenaria, 3014 nucleotides. RefSeq names its product proteasomal ATPase-associated factor 1-like. The transcript is spliced from 11 exons. The record is from RefSeq and is a predicted model, not a curated record. NCBI's taxonomy places the organism in Eukaryota, Metazoa, Mollusca, Bivalvia, Venerida, Veneridae. Gene Ontology annotation, molecular function: protein binding. Bases 17 to 1219 code for a protein of 400 amino acids.